CUUACAACUUAUAGCAUAACAAGUAGUCACACCGGUCGCACCAUCGCGUGGAACGAGUGGAAUAAGGGUGCAAGAGUAUUUUGAAAAAUGUCGAAAUUCUUUUGACAGAAGUCUUUCUGAUAUAAAAGAUUUCGUUUAUUAUACAAGUAAUGGAUCCAAGUGAAGUAGAAUUUUUCGGUGAAAAAGAAUUGGUCACCAUCGUGCCGAACUUUAAUUUCGACACGAUUCACCUGAUCUCAGGCUCGGUGGGCCCAUUUCGAGCUGGCUUACCUGUCAAAGUCCCAAUUUGGCUCGCAGUAAAUCUGAAACAGCAACAAAAGUGUCGUAUAAUCCAUCAAGAAUGGAUGGACUCUGAAAGUUUGAAUGAAACGAAGGAGCAAGAAAAAUUAUCGAAAUUGUUUACGAAGAUGCCUAGUAAUCAUUACAUAGAUGAGGCACAACUUUUAUUGAGCAUUGCGAGUGACGACAUACCUGAUGCAGAUGCAAUAAGGACAGCAGUGAAAGAUAUAUGGGACAUAAGAAUGUCGAAACUGCGCACAUCUAUAGACGCAUUUUUGAAAAGCGAAGGAUUGCAUGCUAAAUUGAAUCAUUUAACUGCUAUGGAAAUCAACAGUGUCCGUCCUUUAUUGCCACAUGCUUUGGAUCAAGUACUAAGAAUUCAGAGUGGUGGAAGGAUGACACAGUCUCAGCACCAUCCAUGAUAAAAAUUAAAUAAUUUCUAUAUAAUAAAUCCACAAAUUGUUGUAAUACUAUUUUAGGAAAUUUGUAAAUAUGCGUAUAUUUGUACAUAUUCAUGAGAUAUUUAUAUGAUCUAUUUUUAUUAAUGUGCAUUGAUGUGUAUGGAAAUAAAGGAGAUGGGCAAUAAAAUCGUA
Molecule: messenger RNA, 872 nt
Organism: Ceratina calcarata
Lineage: Eukaryota; Metazoa; Arthropoda; Insecta; Hymenoptera; Apidae
Gene: Psf2
Product: DNA replication complex GINS protein PSF2-like protein
Exons: 4
Coding region: 150-701 (183 amino acids)
Biological process (GO): DNA replication; double-strand break repair via break-induced replication
Cellular component (GO): GINS complex; nucleus
Source: RefSeq, a predicted model, not a curated record